AUGCCUUUCCGAAAGCGCCUGAAAGACUUAAAGGCGACUCUCCGUCCACCAAAAAACUCCAGUCUGAAUGUUUCUCAAGAUACCAGCACUGCAUCGUUGGUUUCACACAAUACUCCAGUCGCUAAUGAGAGUUCUUCGAUCAUUCCCGAUCCAGUUCCUCUAAGACUUGAAGGUCUGUGGAAGAAGGCUUACCUAGAUCUCCAAGCCAAGAGUCCAGAGCUACUUGCCCAGUAUGAAAGGAUCGUCCUGUCGAGCGCGGAAUCGGAUACCUUGAACAACGAAAAGCGAGAAAAUACUGACAUUGAUCCUCGACUCGAGUAUUGCGUAAAAGGGCGCCUCGAAGCGAUCGAAAAGUCACGGCUUAAGAUAUGCAUUAGAGGAAGAGAGAUCGAGGUCAGAAAACAAGUUCGUCGCGUCGUUGGGGGAAUUCUGUCUGUGAAAGACGUUAUAACCGCUGCAGUGAGCGCAGAGCCACAUGCCUCUAUAGCAUGGGCAGGUGUUCUGUUCCUACUAGAUCCACUGGCCAAAUCAUUUCAUCAGGAUGAGGAAGCCAUGAGCGGAUUUCAGGCUGUAUCAGAUCUGAUGGUUCGAUAUGCAUUUCUGGAGAAAAGCCAGGCCAGAAUAUAUUCGACUUCUGCCUCCAAAGUAGCCGAAUCGCCCCAGCAUCUUGCAGAGUUGGUGAGAUCCAAGACCGUCGAGCUAUAUAUUCUUAUACUUGAGUACCACAUGUGUUUUGCUACGCACUUCAAUCAUUCAGGGUACAGGCGAUUUUUGAAGGACUGGGUAGAUGACGAUAAAUGGCGCAACAUGCUCGAGUCGAUAACGCGUCUUGAUGGAAAGAUUCGCCAGGAUUUGACAAUAUUCGUUGGCGACGAUAUCCAAGCGAUCUUCAAAGAGUUGGAGAAUUCACAGCAAGUGGUGAUAGACUCACUCUCUGUAUUAAAGGAAAGCUUCAAGGAGGCCAAGCAAAAGGAACUUCUCGACGACCUUCCAGUGGUCUCGAAGGCAAAGUUUGGAUCCUUUGACGAUGGAAACAAAUCAGAAUGCCUCGAGGGCACGAGAACGGAGAUACUUCGUGAAAUUCAGUCUUGGGCCGAGUCUCCGGAUGACUCUCAAGUGUUCUGGCUCCGAGGAAUGGCAGGAACCGGCAAGUCUACAAUCUCCCGUACCUUUGCCGCUGCGUGCCAGCAGCGCAAGUCGCUUAUACCUCAUGGACCCUCUCUUCCGGCGCACCUCUAUCUUGGUGCUAGUUUCUUCUUCGAUAGAAGUGAGCCUGGGCGCAACACCGUUGAAAAGUUGUUUCCUUCUAUCUCCUAUGAGCUAGCAUCAUCAUUCCCAGAUUCCAGAGACAAGAUAUGCCAAGCAAUCUCGGAAAACCAAUUCAUCGGCACACAGAACUUGCGCAACCAGUGGCACAAGUUGAUUCUAGAACCACUUUUGACACUUGAAAAGGAGCUCCUCCUACCCGUGACACUGGUAUUGCUGCUAGAUGCACUUGAUGAGGCCGUGUCCGAGGACCCUAAGGAGACUGGAAACCCGGCCCAUGAUAUUGAAGGCGUCCUGGGGCUUCUGGCCACAGCUGGCAAGCUGCGAAAUAUUCGGUUGAAGAUUUUCCUCACUAGCAGGCCAGAGAUAUGCUCUCAGUUUCCUCAUGCUCUUUCUGAAGGAAUCAGUGUCAGAGACUUUGAACUCGAAAAGACUCCAAUGACAUUUGAAGCGCCCAACCUUCCGAAAGACGACAUAACCUUGUAUCUGGAGCAUGAGAUCAAGCAAAUUGCGUCCCGAGCCACCAUCAAGUAUCCUGAGUCGCAUGUAAAUUCUACCUGCUGGCUCACUCAGGAUGAUGAAAGGAGAAUCGCUCGUACUCUGGCAGAUAGAAGCGAUGGCUUGUUUAUUUAUGCAGCCACCGCAUGUCGCUUCUUGGAUGGGGUAGACGACUGGGAGGAUUUGCAAGCACGCAUGCGGGAGCUAUCUGCGGACGACUCGGGAGAAUCACCACAGGAGAUUCUGGAUCGGACGUAUAGUCAAGUUCUGAGUUACUCUGUUAUUCACAGUUCCAGGAAAACAAAGACUGAGAAGGCCAAUUUCUUUAGGCUUUUCCAACGAAUAAUCGGGGCCGUUGUUGUCCUAGCUGAGCCUCUCUCGAUUACAACCCUCGAAGACCUUUUAGGUUUGUCUUUGAGGGCAUCAAAACCUCAAAGAUUGUUGAGAAGUCUGAGCUCUGUUAUUUCGUGUGGGGAUAGUUUUGAAGCACCGAUCCGAUUGCUACACAUGUCUUUUCGAGACUUCCUUCUAGGCCAGCCUCAAAGGAGAUGUCUUUAUAACGAAUUCUGCAUUGACUCGAGAGAGGCCCAUAGAGUCCUCCUUGAAAGCUGCUUAAACUUGCUGUCGAGUACUCUGAAACAAGAUAUCUGUUCUCUUGAUGACCCAUCCUUCUUGGUCAAGGAUAUUGAUCCAUCUUUGCUGGACCAAAAAAUUCCAGUCUACGUCAGAUACGCUUCCCAAUAUUGGUCGCAUCAUCUCCAACAAGCUGGUCUCGAGCUGUCUGAUGAUGACUGUGUACAUCAAUUUCUGAAACAGAAUUUCCUGUAUUGGCUUGAGCUGAUGAGUAUUCUUCGAAUGAUACCGGCAGCUACACUCAACGUCAUCGAGCUUGAAAGUUGCUUUAAUGCCCUACCGCGCGAUGGGAGAGCCGGGAUUCAAGAUAUGAUAUCUGACAUGAAGCGUUUCAUGCUUUCAUCGAGGAAUGAAAUCGAAAACUUACCCCUUCAGGUCUAUCGUUCGGCACUCAUUUUCGCCCCGGAACAAAGCAUCUGCCGGAAAGCCUAUGGGAGUUUGAUUCCAAGUACCUUCUCCAGAUUGCCUAGAGUGAUAGACAAAUGGAAGCCUCUACUUCAGGAACUCUAUAACAAAGAUUCCGGUCGUUGCCUAGCCCUAUCUUCAGAUGGAAAAACUCUCGCUGUCCUGUGUGGGCCAUGGAAGCUCUCUAGGGUUAAUGUGUGGAAUAUAACUACGGGAACAUUGCUAUAUACGAUCGAUUGCGGUGGGUGGCCAGACUUUAUUGCGUUUCUUCCUGGCGACAAGCACAUUCUUUCCUCUGGGGUAUUUCAGGGUGUCCAAGUCUGGGAUAUAAGUUCCGGGAAGUUGCUCAAAAAGAUCCUUUCCUGGGAAGGCGAUUCCUCGGACGAUGAUAGGUGGGAAGCGCCUCACGAAGAUUCAUUGUCAUCUCUAGGGUGCCUAGCAAUGGUACACUGCAGUAGAAAGAGCAUUGGUUUGAUCUAUGCUACACAGGGAGAACUGGAGAUUGUUCAUGUACCCACCACUGUUAAUACCAUGGCAUGGACUCCAGAUGGAGCCGCCUUGGCAAUAUCUCUGACUGACGGUAGUAUAUUAUUCUGGGAUGCAAUUGAGUCCGUUUUUCUACUAUCGCUGAGCCAUACCUCAGGAAUUGGGAAGGGCCUCAAUAUGACAUUCUCGGCCACCGGUGAAUUGUUGACAGAAACACUAUUGAGUGAUUGUGUUUCAAUUAAGCUAUGGGAUUGGAGGACGAAAGCUUUGUUGCUGGAAAUAAUUGAUGAUUCGCUAGACUGGAGAGAUUGCCAGUCCCUCGACUCAGACACUAUCAUGCAUUUCUCCCCAAGUGAAAAGGUUGUAACAACCUGGCAUCGCUCCACAGGGCUUCAGAGAUGGGAUUAUGUGACUCGUCAACGCUUGGUGAGACUCGCUACGCCCGAUCCGAAAAUGCGCGUUAAACUCUCGCCAAACGGGAAGAUGUUUGUAGUUGCAACGAAACGGGCAGAUCGCACACCAAGCACUGAUCUUUUCGACUCGGCAACAGGCGAACUUCUGAUGAGCCUGAGAAGCAUCACAGAUUAUUCACGCGUUGUAUUCAAGUGGGAAAGUCGACUUCUCAUAUCCGCUGGUCUCGACAGAAUAGUUCGGAUUUGGGAUCUAUCUUCAGACUUGAGAUCGGAACAGCUUGCAGCUCCGCUAAAACCUGAGGGGAGGCUCAUCUUGUCUCAUGACCAUCAAUUUGUACUAUCGGCAUCCACAGACAAUAUCUGCCUUUGGGAGAAGAAAUCUGGCUCUCUUAGUCGGAAAGUCAACGAGAAAGAUACAGAAGGCAUUGCUGAAAUGUUUGGGCAGGUCCUGGUCAGGGGCUAUAAAGGAUCAAUCUUGACCAAUUUGAAGACGGCAACGGAGGGAAUGGACACCAAUCGGCCUUACGACAAUAUUGUCUUAGACCUUGUCCAAGGCUAUCUAUACAAUUUUCAGACAGAAGAUAUCAGUCCAAACGGCAAGUUUCUUGCGAAAGCUUCGGUCUCAAAGGAGAGUACUCAUUACGAAGACGAUAAUUUUUACAUCACAGUGUGGGAUAUAAUCACUGGCAACGUGGCUUGCACCGUCCCUCGCGGUUACAAACAAGAGCCUUAUUUGUCUUUCUCCCCUGACGGGAGGCUUCUGGCAAUUGUCCUUUGGAAUAGCGAUUCCAAAGCAAUAGCUCUAGAAGUAUGGGAUGUGAUUGACGAAGAGUGUCGACUUCAAUGGGAUACGUGUCAGGGCGAGAAAUUCGAUGCGAUAAAAAUUCUCUGGUCAGCCGACGGGACAAAAGUGGCAAUCAACUGUCCCAUCCUCUUCUUGAAGCAGGAAAACCGUGCCAUCAUUAUCCUUUGUGAUUUAGCGAAAAGCAAAACCAUACUUCUCGAAUAUCCGGGAGUCUGUGCUGCACUGUCCCCAAACGGAAGGCUGGUUGUUACCAGAGCUCGUGAUGGACGAGACCUCUCCUUAUGGGAAGUACUUGAAGACAGUCUAAAGCUGCUUGGCCAUCGCACCGAUAUGAACUUGCAUCAAUGGCCAAGUCCGUUACAUAUGUUGAAAUUUGAAGGCGAUGAGGUGAUUGUUACAGAUGAAAGUCGAAUUGAUGUUAGAUCAUUACUACCAAAUUGGGACUCAAGAACCAGUCGGCAAAUACAAUGGAAAGACGACUGGAUAAUUUAUGGGCCAGAAAAAGUUCUCCUUCCCUUGCAGUACAGACCGCGUGAUGUGGUUGUAACAAAAGACAAUGUUUUGGUUAUGAGGAGCAAAUCUGGUGAGGUUACAUUUUGGGAGUUCGCAGAUGAGGUGGCAGAGGGUUGA
Aspergillus luchuensis is the source of this 5136-nucleotide messenger RNA. RefSeq lists its product as uncharacterized. The transcript has 3 exons. Gene Ontology annotation, molecular function: protein binding. Lineage: Eukaryota; Fungi; Ascomycota; Eurotiomycetes; Eurotiales; Aspergillaceae. Bases 1 to 5136 code for a protein of 1711 amino acids. The record is from RefSeq and is a predicted model, not a curated record.